Messenger RNA from Podarcis raffonei (Aeolian wall lizard), 1815 nucleotides. RefSeq names its product coagulation factor IX-like. The transcript is spliced from 8 exons. Gene Ontology annotation, molecular function: calcium ion binding; serine-type endopeptidase activity. The coding region runs from base 61 to 1440 and encodes 459 amino acids. The record is from RefSeq and is a predicted model, not a curated record. Lineage: Eukaryota; Metazoa; Chordata; Lepidosauria; Squamata; Lacertidae. Gene Ontology annotation, biological process: zymogen activation; blood coagulation. Gene Ontology annotation, cellular component: extracellular region.
ACUGGUGGCUCCUAGUCCACAAUACAUUGCUAGCAAAGCAGAUGCGCUGCUUUUAAGAAAAUGGCAAACAGCUUCUUCGUGCUGGCCAUCUGUCUCCUGGGAUGUCACCUCUGUGGCGAAUGUGCAGUUUUUAUAAACCAGGAUGAGGCGAAUGCCAUUUUGCCACGCUACAAAAGGUACAACUCUGGGCGGCUGGAAGAAAUGGUUCAAGGAAACCUCGAGCGCGAGUGCCAGGAAGAAAGAUGCAGCUAUGAAGAAGCAAGAGAAGUAUUUGAAAAUGAUGAGAAAACGAUGGAAUUCUGGAAGGUAUACCUUGACGGAAACCAGUGUGACUCAAACCCCUGUUUGAACGGAGGUCGGUGUGAAGAUGAUAUCAGUAACUACAUAUGCUGGUGUUUGGGUGGUUAUGAAGGAAGGAACUGUGAAUUAGAUGCUACUUGCUCCACAAAGAAUGGAGGUUGCAAACAGUUUUGUAAGAAUGGCCCAGGAGGGAAAGCAUCCUGUUCCUGUGCUUCUGGCUAUAGGCUUCAGGAUGAUCAGAGGAGCUGUGAGCCAACAGUGCCCUUCCCAUGCGGAAAGGUCACAGCUCAAGAGGCAGUAAAGAAGCUCACCCGCUCAAUGCCAAAUACAUUUGACGACUGGUUGCUCACCAACACUACGGAUGACCUUGAGGAGGAGUCAGGAGACAAUGCCACCCAGGUUGUUUCCAAAAUAGGAGCCAGAAUUCGAGUGGUUGGUGGCAUGGACAGCAAGAAAGGGGAGAUUCCUUGGCAGGUUUAUAUCCUCAACGAAGAGCAGAAAGGAUUCUGUGGAGGCUCAAUCGUGAAUGAAAGAUGGAUCGUCACUGCAGCCCACUGCCUUGAGUAUGUGCCCCACACUGUUGUGGCAGGUGAGCAUAACGUCAACAUCGAUGACGGCACUGAACAGCGUCGCCGGGUGAUCAGAACGGUCCCCCACCCAACCUACAACGCUAGCAACAAGUACCACAAUGACAUUGCCCUUCUUGAGCUGGACUCGCCGCUGGAGUUCAACCAGUAUGCCGUUCCCAUUUGCAUCGCGGACAAAGAGUUCACCAACAGCCUGCUCAAGCACAGCGUCGGCACUGUGAGUGGCUGGGGGAAGCUGGCGUUCCAAGGAAGGCUGGCUAGCAUCCUACAGGUUCUCAAAGUGAAAUACAUUGACCGGCCAACCUGCCUAAGGAGCACCAGGUACCCCAUCUUGCCCAACAUGUUCUGUGCUGGCUACUCAGAUGAAGAGAAGGAUACAUGCCAAGGGGACAGCGGGGGCCCUUACACCGCAGACAUUGAAGGCACCUGGUUCCUAACAGGGAUAACCAGCUGGGGGGAGGAGUGUGCGAAAAAGGGCAAAUAUGGCGUCUACACCAGAGUUUCAAAAUACAUUAAGUGGAUAAAAGACAUGACAAGUUUGAAUGCAAAUUAACCCAAAGUUGUGAUAGGGGGAGAAGUUUUGAAAAUCCUUUUAGAUUUGCAUUUCUCCAAAUUUUCCAAAGCAGUUAUCUCCAGCCAAAAGUACCUGUGCAGUAGGGUAAUAUAUGCAUAGAAAUGGCAAAUAUAUAUUCAAGAAAAUAACAUUUUAAAAAACGAGAGCAUUUGGUGAAAUCAGCAUUAAAAUGCUGGUGGAUUUUCAUAAGGAAUUCCUGCCCCCAAAGAGACUGCAAAUUAGAGGUGUGGAAAACUUUAUUUUAAAAUUGGGAAUAAAUGAGAAACAGGGAGAAAUUGAAAAUGACUGAUUUGCCCAUCCUUGCCGAAAUGUAUUCCAAAGAAACAUAUGAUUGUGGGAAGGGGGCAAUGCAUA